Eruca vesicaria subsp. sativa (arugula) is the source of this 381-nucleotide messenger RNA. The record is from the annotation of a GenBank genome assembly. NCBI's taxonomy places the organism in Eukaryota, Viridiplantae, Streptophyta, Magnoliopsida, Brassicales, Brassicaceae.
AUGAAAGGCGAUUCUACGAUCCUCAUUGUUAAAGGUUCUAAAAUGGAGGAAGAACGACGAGAUAUGAAAGCACACAAAGCAUAUUGUGACAUGCUUGAUUUCAUUGCAAAUGCGCAACAGGGGAUUCCCAAACUGUGCCCCUGUGGAUCAAUCACGAAGGAAUUCGUAGAUGAAGAGGAUACAUAUGACUACCUCCCUGUUAAUAGAUACUUCAUCUGCAAAGGCUACCAGGAAACCAUGGGUUAUAGGUGUGCAAGAGAGGUUGAGAGGCUCAAAGAAUGGGUUCACGAGCAUGAGAACCUUCUGAGAGAGUGUCAGGCACUUAAGGCCCAGGUGAUGAUGCUGCUUAUGCGUGUGUCUGAACUUGAGAAAGUCCUCUGA